Messenger RNA from Melitaea cinxia (Glanville fritillary), 4443 nucleotides. RefSeq lists its product as uncharacterized. The transcript has 22 exons. NCBI's taxonomy places the organism in Eukaryota, Metazoa, Arthropoda, Insecta, Lepidoptera, Nymphalidae. Bases 1 to 4233 code for a protein of 1410 amino acids. The record is from RefSeq and is a predicted model, not a curated record.
AUGAAGCCGCGGGGGGCGAGCGUCAUGCACGCCUUCACUGCUCUCACCAUGCUCACUAUGGCUAAUGCUCAAACAACAUGCAAUCAAGGAAUGGGUCGUGUGAUGUACGAAAGAUUACCAAACCAACAACUUCACGGAUUCGACGAUGAUGUUAUACGAGAAACAGCACCUCCAUUUCGUGUUCUAGAAAAAUGUCAGGAUCUAUGUUUGAGGGAUAGAUCUGGUAACAGUUUGGUCAGGACUUGCAAUUCUAUCGAUUUUCAACCUGGAGCUCGUAUAGCUGCUUUCAGCCCUGAGCCAGAAUAUGAAGAGUCCACAUGCUACUUGACUAGGGAACAGGCGGCUCCUGAAGGAAUUGGUACCCUUAUGAUCGUACCCAAUAGCGUACAUUUCAACGAAAUUUGUUUAACGUCGAAUCGUCCAGAACGUGAAUGUCCUUCCCGUCGCUACGUGUUCGAACGUCACGCGCGUAAGCGCUUAAAGCUUCCAGCAUCAGAUCUAAAGGAAAUAAUGGUAGCAAACAGAACGGAAUGUGAAGACAAAUGUUUAGGAGAAUUCAGCUUCGUUUGUAGAUCCGCUACUUAUGACUCUGCACUAAGAACUUGUUCUUUAAGCAGAUUUACUCGAAGGACCCAUCCGGAACUUUUAGAAGACGAUCAUAAUGCUGAUUAUUUGGAAAAUACUUGCUUGAAUGCUGAACGUAGGUGCGAUGGAUUAGCUGUUUUUAUUAAAGAAGAAAAUAAAAGGCUAGGCGGACCAUUCGAAGCAGAUGUAUUUUCUAAUAUGACCUUGGAUGAAUGUCAGGCUAUGUGUGUCAGAGCUGAGAAAUAUUUUUGUCGGUCGAUCGAGCAUGACGAAAUGACAAGGCAGUGCGUUCUCUCCGAAGAAGAUUCGGUUUCUCAAAAAGACGACGUGACCGUCAGCGCGUCUCCCACGCAUCAUUUCUAUGAUCUCGUGUGCUUAGACAAUCUCUCUCAUCGGGUGACAGCUCGCGGGACCGAGUACCCGGACAACAGUGUGACGUCACACCUAUUCUCUCCGGGGCGGCGGCCGGACACCGCCUUCCAGAGGUACAGGAACAGUCGCAUCACUGGGGAGUUCCAUUCGGAGAUCACGGGGCGUUCUCUUAGCGAAUGUCUGGACGAGUGUCUGAGGCAAACCAGCUUCCAAUGCAGGUCAGCAGUUUACAGCGACCGCGCAAGGACUUGCAGGCUUAGUAGAUACAAUCAAAAGGACGGUAUGCGUCUACUGUAUGAUCCGGACUUCGAUUACUAUGAAAAUCUAAUGCAUCAGCUACUUAGUGGUGAGAACGAGGCCUCGGGAGGAGGCUCGACAGGUGGAUCUAAACCUUCUUGGGGUUCCAAUUCAUCAGGUGGUAGCAAUGGUGGUGAUCGUGACAGAUACCCGCCAGGCGUUGACCGCUACCCAGAUGACGAUCGCUACUAUGAAGAUGAUCGCUACCCAUCUCGGCCGGACCGCUAUCCACCUGAUGACCGGUACCCGGUCGGCCCUGAACCCUAUCCCGAUAGAUACCCCAGUGACCGCGACCGAUAUCCAGCAGACAGAUAUCCGGAUGACAGAUACCCACCUGGCGUUGGACCGGAACGAUACCCAUCAGACCGUUAUCCACCACCAAUCGACCGGUAUCCACCAGGUGUCGACAGAUACCCGGGUGGAAGAUACCCCAUGGGAGACCGAUACCCAAUAGACGGUGGACGGCUUCCUCCAUAUGAUCCUCCUAAUGACAUAGGUAGAUACCCUGCCCCUGACCGAUAUCCUGUCAGCAGGUACCCUAUCGAUGCUUACCCUGACAGGUUCCCCCAAGAUCGCUAUCCCAGCGACAGAUAUCCGAUCCCUGACAGAGGCAGGUAUCCUCGACCCUGGUAUAACAGAUAUCCUGAAAGAUUCGAUCAGGAUCGUUUCUCUGGAACGAACGAUUGGGGGCGAUAUCCAUUCAGUCGCUAUCCAGUUGGCGUGAACCGUGACCCUUUACCUCUAGGCGGGGACCGUUACCCUGAUUUAUAUGAUAAAUAUCCGCCGACCGGAUCAUCAUAUCCUGGCUACGGACGUGGUGGCUAUUAUGGUUCAGAUUAUCCUAGUGGGGAUCGUUUCCCCGUUGGUGAUCGCUACCCUGACAGGGGUGUACGUCCAAGACCAGACAGGUACCCUGUCGAACCGAGACCGACAUUUGGAAUAAGAAGACCUUCGGAUCGACCAGGUGGCUAUCGCGGUAGUUAUCCUUCACAAGGCUUAGAUCGACCAAUUGGAGGAGGUGGUUACGGCGGUUACGAACCAGAUGGACCAAUUGGCCCAAUUGGUGGCCCGUUAAAUGUUCCCAUAGGAGGUGGUGGUGGUGGGGCCAUUGGCGGACCUCUAGGUAGUCCAAUCGGAGGUCCGAUUGGAGGACCAAUUGGUCCACCAAUAGGCGGAAGACCUCCUAUCGGUCAAAGACCUUGGCAGGGAUCGAGAUGCGAGGAAGAUAGUUUUAGACAAGUGGGUCGGCAACGCAUGCAGAGGAGAUUCGUGCGUCGUUUCACAACCGCUCAAUCGCUGGCGCACUGCCAACGGGAAUGUAUUGAAGCGAGAGACUUUAUCUGUCGGUCAUUCAACUACAGAGAUGCAGGUUACGGCGCGGAACCGCGAGACAAUUGCGAGCUGAGCGACCGCGACACGCGCGAGUUGGACGCGGCCAACCCGGCGCACUUCGACAACACGGCCAACGAGUACGACUUCUACGAGAGAGCGCUUGGGAGAAUCGCUGAUGACUGUCUAGAUGUAUCACAAGUUUGUAACGAAGAUGGCAUGGAGUUCACACUGAGGUUACCGGAAGGUUUCUACGGACGCAUGUAUACUUAUGGGUUUUAUGAUCGAUGUUUCUUCCGCGGGAACGGCGGCGUAGUUAACGCGCUUAGGAUCACUGGAGCACAUGGCUACCCUGAAUGUGGUACACAACGGUACGGUGACACGAUGACCAAUAUCGUGGUUGUCCAAUUUAGCGACAACGUGCAGACUUCGAGAGACAAACGUUUCAAUUUGACCUGCUUAUUCAGAGGACCGGCUGAGGCGGUCGUUACUUCAAAUUACAUUGGAGCUGGUUUUGGCUAUGACUUGGUUGAUAGAUCUGGAAGUCCAAUACCUAUCGAGUAUCUACCAGAAGAGAGUUCCCUCAACUCAAAGGUUCGCCUGCUGAUAUUGUACCAAGGGCGCCCAACGACUACCAUCGCUGUGGGCGAUCCUCUUACAUUCAGACUUGAAGCACAAGAUGGAUAUAAUUACGCUACUGAUAUAUUUGCUACUAAUGUCAUUGCACGUGAUCCGUACUCGGGUCGUUCAGUGCAACUUAUCGACAGAGUCGGCUGUCCUGUUGACCCCGACGUAUUUCCAGAAUUGGACAAAGGUCGUAAUGGAGAUUCUUUGGAAGCAAGGUUUAAUGCUUUCAAAAUACCAGAAUCUAACUUCCUAGUAUUUGAAGCGACUGUUAGAACUUGUCGUGAUGGAUGCCAGCCGGCAUAUUGCCCAAGCCAUACUGGAAGAUCGGAACCAUCGUUCGGUCGUCGUAGAAGAGAUGUGAACUCUACUGAAGUCGAAGAUGAAUCGGAUGUUAAAGACAAUGAAAAAGCUAAUAAAACUGAUAAUUUGAGUGAAGCAUCAGUAUUCAAAGUAUCAUAUGAAGAGGCAACUGUUGAUAAAUAUUUAAAGAAUGAAGUUGAAACACCAAGUCAUGUUAGGAAGAUGAUUGAGGUAUUCGACAACCGCAACGAGCUGAUCGAAGAGAACGGGGUAGCGGACUCCGCGCCGGUGGUGGCGGCGGUGGGCGUGUGCGUGUCGCCGCAGCACUACCGCGCGCUGCUGGUGGCGCUGUGCGUGCUGCUGGCGCUGCUGCUGGCCUUGCUCACCGCCGCGCUCUACGUGUACAAGCGCUACUGGCGCGUGGUGCGCAAGAACAUACAGGUGAACGGCCGUGAGCCGCGCGCCGCCGCGCCCGCGCCGCGUCCUGCGCGCCCUUCGCUCUUCUCCGCUUCGCACUUGCACAAACCAUUUUCACUAAAUGGCCUUGGGCGAAACUUUUCAGAAAUGGGUGAGGAAGCCGGGUCUUCUGGUCGACUGGCGAAUGCAUUUGAUGACGGUAGUGAACCAAUUUACACGGACCCAUCGCUUUUCGAACGAUCCAGGUCUCUCCGUUCUUUACAUUCCCUGGAUCUGAAACCGGAGCGACGCGAUCAUCACGCAUAAAUACGAAAAACAACUUUUAUUACCUAUCUUUCUAUAAUAAAUCCUUACCUAAGACUAAAAUGCCUAAAUGUGCUCAGUUUCUAUUCCGUCCAAAGAGUAUUUAUAAUGUUUUGUAAUUUUUUUUUAUUAAACUCUUUAUGUCUAAUAUAUCUAGAUACUUUUAAAGAUUUAUCUUAAGUCAGUACUAAUGAAUAAAAUUUACAGUUAUUA